AUGACGAGAGAUGACCUCUCGCGAUUUAGCUCAGUGACGAGCGCGAGCACCGAUAGCACCGCCUCCGACCUCACCGUCAAGCCACUGCCCGCUAUCCCCAGGCCAAAGGACAAGGACAGAGACAAAGGAAAUGCACAACCCACCGGUCAAGGCUACUCCUCCGCCUCCGCCUUCCCAAAGGGCCUGCGCAAGGCCACCCCGAGGCUAAAGACGGACGAGAAUGGGAACCUAGUCAAGUCCCUCAAAGACUCCAGAGAAGCCGAGUGUCAGCCGCAGAUCUCGCCGACGUCCAGGCAGCCCAACGCCGCCCUUGCCCGUGCUUCUUUGUCGUCAGCCCCUUCGUCUUCCAAUGCCGUACACAGAAUGAGCGACCUUGCCAAUUACCGCCGCGACCUUGCCGUUCUCGAGCCCGCCGGGAGUCGCGCCCCACAGAUCGUACACAACCCCCCGUCGACGGCUUCUUCUUUCAUGCAGCAGGUUGCGCCGUGGAUGGUGGGAGGAGGCAGUAGUAAUGGCAAUAACCCGUCCGUCUCCCCCCCGGCCAACGGCUCCGGCGUCAUGGCCACUACCUUCUACAAUGACUCCAGCGACAACCUCUCGUCCGCCUCGCAGAUGUCUCCUGCCUUUCGAUCCGCCUCGGUCAGUGCGGCGCGCCCCACGCAGAAUCCCACGGGCAGCGAGUCGCCCCCGGCUGAGUCUGCAUCAUCUGCAUACUACAACGAUGAAAGGAGGCCCUCCAUCGCCAGCAUCACCACAACUGCAAGCAGCCAGGCCUCCAAGAAUAGCGGCCAAAGGGGAGGGGGCCUGAGGAAGCUCCAGGGUUUCUUUGGCGAGGAAUUCCCCGGUCGAGACUCUUCAGAGACCUCCCUACCGCCUUCCUUUGCAGGAAAGGAGACCCGCUCACACUCGUACAGCCACGCAUCUCGCCCCCAUCGCGACCGCAACUACUCAAACGCCACAGACCAUACCCGAGAUGCCUCACCAUCCUCAUCUAGACCAAGGACACCAGUGCCAGCACCAGAAGUCGUGCCGUUCCUCUACCAGGAGGCCGAGGAUAUCGCGCGCUACGGCGAAGCACCCGUACGAGGUGUCCUCGCCGGCCCCGACCGUGAACGUUACGCGGCAGAGAACGGCUCCCAGAACCCCCCAAAGACCUCCUCGUCCAACCGCUCUGGUCAUUCGGUAGCCCAAGGCCAAGGAACUUCGCAUCGACACAACAGAAGCAAUGACGACCCGCGAGCCCUGCGGCCAUCGAUAAGCAGGGAAGAAUCGCAGGUCAACGUCGCCAACCCGCCAAAGGGCGGUGCAAACACGAUGUAUGGCUCCCGAUCCCGAGCGCAGAGCCCCACACCCAGUGGCCACAGUAGUCUGGGGAUGAAGAACGGAGGCGUCGACGGGCCUGCAUCACCGGGACACACUCACCAGAAGAAGGGCCUUUUCAACAGAUUAAGGGGCAAGAAAGAAAAGGACGAACUCGGGCCACCGCUCAACAAGAAGCUCUCAACUUCGACACAGUCGCUGGGAUCGACGUGGAUGCCCAGACCGUCGCAAUCGCGCCAGGACGUGACCAGGGACGACGGCCCCUUACCAUAUGGCGAGAGGUGGUCCGCCAUCGGUCAGGAGCUGCCCAUCGAGCCUCAGCAGCAGCGCACACGGCCAGACAAUGGGCGACAGGCAACAUUUAACAACAAGUUCCCUUUCUCCAAGAAAGGCCGGCCCAACAAACAGUUUGACGACGCCGAAGACUAUAUCGGGCCGACUGACCGCUCAAACGAGAAGGGAACCUACUUCAAGCUCGACACUGACCUAGACGACAUGUCAGGCAUUGUGACUCGACACGCACCACUCACGCCGAUGGCCCCGGGUGUCAUGACCAAUAACGAAGCCGAAAAAGUCCAAGCACAAUCAAGAAACGGCGUCAAUGGGGUAUGGAAUGCGCCGGACAGCUGGGCAGUCAGAAAGACAGAACAAGACGUACCUUCUCAUGCAGCGGAACUUGAGGACAUUGGCAAUCCUCCCAGGCCCGAAGAGAAACUCACGCCGUAUUGCAUUCGGGUCUUCAGGUCGGAUGGCACUUUCGCAACGUUACAGAUGGCCAUAGACUCGUCUGUCCAAGACCUCAUUGGCCAGAUUAUCAAGAAAUCAUACGUCACGGAAAGCCUCGACAAUUAUCACAUCGUCCUGAAGAAGCAUGACUUGGUCCGUGUCCUCAAUCAAGUCGAGCGCCCUCUUCUUAUACAGAAGAGGCUUCUUCAGCAAGUCGGGUAUGAAGAACGGGACAGGAUCGAGGACAUUGGCCGAGAAGACAACAGCUACCUAUGCCGAUUUCUCUUCCUCUCAGCCAAGGAGAGUGACUUCCAUGCAAAGACCCACGAUCUUGGCUUCGGUCGGAUGCAGAAGUUCAACCACAUCGAUUUGGCAGGUCGAAACCUGAUCACCAUUCCCAUCUCGCUGUACUCGAAAGCUGCAGAGAUCAUUUCUCUGAACCUGUCACGAAACCUGUCACUCGACCUCCCAAGAGAUUUCAUCCACUCCUGUGUCAACCUCCGCGACAUCAAGUACAACAACAACGAAGCCCGGAAGUUACCGCUUAGCUUUAGCCGUGCCAACAAACUCACAUAUCUUGACGUAUCGAACAACCGACUGGAGCAACUUGAGCACGCAGAACUCAAUGGGCUCACGGGACUGCUGAAGCUCAAUCUGGCCAACAACAGGCUCAAGCAUUUGCCGCCCUACUUUGGAGCUUAUCGCCAGCUGCGGACCUUGAACAUCUCGUCGAAUUUCCUCGAAAAGUUCCCCAGCUUCCUCUGCGAUCUGGAGAGCCUGGUGGAUCUCGACAUGAGUUUCAACCUGAUUAUGAAUUUCCCUGCGAACAUCGGCAGCCUCAAGUCUUUGGAGCGCCUCGUUAUCACCAACAACAGACUCUCCGGUGCACUUCCGGACUCGUUCAAGAACCUCUUGAGUCUGCGCGAGCUCGACGUCAAGUACAACGCUAUCUCGGCCAUUGAUGUCAUAUCGGAGCUCCCGAAGCUGGAGAUCAUGACAGCAGAUCACAACGCUAUCUCGCAGUUCAUCGGGAACUUCGAGAGACUGCGGAGUCUAAAGCUGAACGCAAAUCCGAUCACGAAAUUCGAGAUUACCUCUCCUGUACCCACACUGAAGCUUCUGAAUCUUUCCAACGCGCAACUUGCCAGCGUUGAUGAUUCAUUCCAGAAUAUCCUGAACCUCGAGCGGCUUGUUCUCGACCGGAAUUACUUUGUGUCACUCCCUCCACAGAUCGGUAAUCUGCGCCGCCUAGAACAUUUCAGCAUUGCGAAAAAUUCUAUCGGGGAGUUGCCGCCGGAAAUCGGCUGCCUCCAAGAGCUGAGAGUGCUCGACGUCCGUGGCAACAACAUGAGGAAAUUGCCCAUGGAUAUUUGGUGGGCAAACAAACUGGAAACACUGAACGCGUCCUCCAACGUGCUGGAAUCAUUCCCAAAGCCAGCCUCUCGACCACCACAACCUCCUGGCGAAGCGACAUCCACUGCUCCUUCAAUAACGCUGAAGCCAAGUUCCUCCGGGGGACUGAGCCCUUCUCCUAGUGCGGAUGAUCUACUGCCUGACGGGACGAGGCGGCCAAGUCAAGCGUCCAGUACGCUCUUGAGUGUUGGCCCGUCCCCGGUGCCUGCAGGGCCGGACCGUAAAAGCUCGGUGGUGUCGGUGUAUGGAAAAGGUGGCCGCAAGACGUCUGUGAUGUCAAGAACCACGACGAGCCAAAGCAACAACAACAACAACACCCCGCAAACCCCCAUGCCGACUUCCCGGAAAGAUUCCGGCCUGUCUUCUCGAUUGACCAAUACCUUCGCAGGAUCAUUGAGAUACCUCUUCCUGGCGGACAACCAGCUUGACGAUGAUGUUUUCGACCAGAUAACGCUGUUGAGCGAGCUGCGACUUCUCAAUCUUUCGUAUAAUGAUCUGAGCGACAUGCCUCAGAGGUCGAUCAAGAGCUGGCCGCAGCUCGUCGAACUGUACCUUUCUGGCAAUGAGCUCACAACAUUGCCCGCCGACGAUCUGGAAGAAUUCAACUCACUCCAGGUUUUGCACAUCAACAGCAACAAAUUCACGAACCUGCCUGCCGAUAUUUCCAAGGCGAAAAAGCUUGCCGUGUUAGACUGCGGAAGCAAUUAUUUGAAAUACAACAUUUCAAAUGUGCCGUAUGACUGGAACUGGAAUCUCAACCCGAACCUUCGAUUCCUCAACCUCUCCGGCAACAGGCGCCUAGAGAUCAAACAGACUGUGUUCGGUGCUGCGAAUGCGAACCGCGAACAGUAUACGGACUUCAGCCGACUUCUCAACCUUAGAGUACUUGGUUUGAUGGAUGUUACUCUGAUCCAGCCGAGCAUUCCUGACCAGAGCGAGGACCGGAGGGUCCGGACGUCAGGGUCCUUGGCCGGAUACCUGCCAUAUGGCAUGGCAGACACUCUCGGCAGGAAUGAGCAUCUUUCAACCAUCGAUCUGGUUGUGCCGCGUUUCAACUCGGCAGACACAGAAACCUUGCUUGGUCUUUUCGAUGGUCAAGCACUUUCCAGUGGUGGCUCUAAGAUCGCCAAGUACCUGCAUGAAAACUUUGGACACAUAUUCUCCAUGGAGUUGAAAUCAUUGAAAACCCGACUGAACGAGACACCUGUCGAUGCGAUGCGUCGAGCAUUUUUGUCACUCAACAAAGACUUGGUGACCAUCGCAAUCCAACACACGGAGGACCGGCCACUGACGGCCCACCGUGGGUCGGCACAGCCAGUUGUGCUCAGUAAGGAGGACCUCAACUCUGGUGGCGUGGCCACUGUGGCGUACCUUCAGGGCCAGGAACUUUACAUUGCCAACGUGGGCGACGUGCAGGCCAUGCUGAUCCAGUCCGACGGGGCACACAAGUUCUUGACCCGCAAACAUGAUCCGGCCGAGCCCAGUGAGAGAUCUCGUAUCCGAGAUGCCGGUGGCUGGGUAUCUCGAAACGGGAGGCUGAAUGACUUGCUCGAAGUAUCUCGUGCUUUUGGCUACGUUGAUUUGAUGCCCGCGGUACAGGCUGCGCCACAUGUUUCACAUAUGACUGUCAAGGAGCAAGACGAAAUCAUCCUGAUAGCCACCAAGGAGAUUUGGGAGUACCUGCCGCCGGAGCUCGUUGCUGAUAUCGCACGAGGCGAGCGUCAUGACCUCAUGCGAGCGUCGCAAAAGCUCCGAGACCUCGCCAUGGCAUACGGGGCGACGGGCAAAAUCAUGGUCAUGAUGAUGAGCAUCGCAGAUCUCAAGAAGCGAAACGAGAGAUCACGCCUGCACCGCGGUCAGAGCAUGUCCUUGUACCCCUCCGGCGUCACGGAUGACAUCCUGCCUCGGGAGCCGAGGAAGCCGAAACGAGCGGCGAAGGGCGCCGAUGUCCUGGAUUCUGACUUACGACGGCUAGAGCCCGAGGUGCCUGCGCCGACGGGCCUGAUUGCGAUUGUCUUCACCGAUAUCAAGAACUCGACGAACCUAUGGGAGACGUAUCCGGCAGCCAUGAGAUCUGCUAUCAAACUGCACAACGAUGUCAUGAGGCGGCAGCUGCGCCGAAUAGGCGGCUACGAGGUCAAGACUGAAGGUGACGCCUUCAUGGUGUCGUUCCCAACAGCAACAUCGGCCCUACUCUGGUGCUUCUCCGUACAGAUGCAGCUGCUUGACAUUAAUUGGCCUCAAGAGAUGCUCAACUCGGUCUCAUGCCAGCCCCUUUACGACAAGGACAACAAUCUCAUCUUCCGGGGCCUGUCGGUGAGAAUGGGCACGCACUGGGGCGAGCCGCUCUGUGAGGUCGACCCUAUCACGCGCCGCAUGGAUUACUACGGGCCUAUUGUCAACAAGGCCUCGCGUGUAUCGGCCUGCGCAGACGGUGGGCAAAUCACGGUUUCGUCCGACUUCAUAUCGGAGAUACAAAGAUGUCUGGAGACGUACCAAGAGCCCGUCAACAGUGUUGAAGACACCCUCGAGGACGACAGUUUUGCGCUGGCAGUGCGCAAGGAGCUGCGAUCGCUGAGCUCGCAAGGCUUCGAGGUCAAGGAGAUGGGCGAAAAGAAGCUCAAGGGCCUCGAGAACCCCGAGGUGGUCUACUCGCUGUACCCGCAUGCGCUGGCCGGCCGCAUCGACCAACACCUGCUCCACGAAAAGCAGGUGUCUGGAGAGGCGGAGAAGUCGUUACCGGCAACUGUAGCACAGGGCGGCGAGCUCGCCUUCGACCCCGAAGUGAUAUGGGCACUGUGGCGGGUUAGUCUCCGGCUCGAGAUGCUCUGUAGUACUCUUGAGGAGGGCUCGGACCGCGGUCUGCAGCCUCCCGAGACGGAGCUUCUGGACCGCAUGAAGCAGAGGGGCGGCGAGGUCACGGAGCGGUUCCUGGUCAACUUCAUGGAACACCAAGUAAGCCGCAUAGAGACAUGUAUCUCGACGCUGACCAUGCGACACCUCGCCGCGGGUGGCGGGCAGAUCGCGAAGCUCGAUGACCUGCGAGCGCCCAUGACCAAUGUGCUGGACAUCAUAGCCGAGUCGAUGGCGGAGCUGCAGCGAUACAAGGACCAGUUUGGCGAGCUCGACGAGAUGGUGUCGGUCCAAGACAUCUCGGGCAGUGAUACGGAGUAG
This is a messenger RNA of Diaporthe citri, 6633 nucleotides long. RefSeq lists its product as uncharacterized. Gene Ontology annotation, biological process: cAMP biosynthetic process; intracellular signal transduction. The transcript has 4 exons. Bases 1 to 6633 code for a protein of 2210 amino acids. Lineage: Eukaryota; Fungi; Ascomycota; Sordariomycetes; Diaporthales; Diaporthaceae. Gene Ontology annotation, molecular function: protein binding; magnesium ion binding; adenylate cyclase activity. The record is from RefSeq and is a predicted model, not a curated record.